Phycomyces blakesleeanus NRRL 1555(-) is the source of this 477-nucleotide messenger RNA. RefSeq lists its product as hypothetical. The transcript is spliced from 11 exons. Lineage: Eukaryota; Fungi; Mucoromycota; Mucoromycetes; Mucorales; Phycomycetaceae. The coding region runs from base 1 to 477 and encodes 158 amino acids. The record is from RefSeq and is a predicted model, not a curated record.
AUGUUUAGAUUUGAAUUCAGUGGGUUUAAACAGCCUGUAGUAUUUUCAGUAAUUAUAUGGUAUCCUCCAAGUUUCUUGCCUAGCCAAUAUGAAGAAAUGGGAGGCUUCUCCUACUAUAUGUUUAUGGUAUCAAUAUUACUAUGCAGCAAAAAAGGCCCAACACUUCAAACAAAUCAUAUAUUCAUUUAUUUUGCUUUACUCCUAAAGGUGGCUACAGUAGAAUUUAAUCUGCAGAACUAUACUAAUAUCAUGACAUACUAUAUAAAGGGCGAAUGUAUUGAUCCCCAUAGUACUUUUAUCACUAUAUUCCAUAUGAGGAAUUACUCCAACUUGAACCGUUUGGUUUCUCAACUCAAAAGAAAUAUUUCUAACAAGGUUUUGUUAAAGUGUUUGUGUAUAUCUCCUGAUGCAGAGCCACAGUCACUCUGUUAUUUAAAAUCUGUUGACACAGAAGUUAUUAUUGACAGAGCCACAUGA